Molecule: messenger RNA, 3173 nt
Organism: Eruca vesicaria subsp. sativa (arugula)
Lineage: Eukaryota; Viridiplantae; Streptophyta; Magnoliopsida; Brassicales; Brassicaceae
Source: the annotation of a GenBank genome assembly
AUGCUCCGACAAUCACCGGCACGCCUUGUCGCCUCUCAUUUCCUUCUCCCACUUCUCCACCCUCGUACCUUCUCCGAUGCCUCCAGAGCCCUACGCCGCUCUUUACAAGUAGGACACGGCCGAAUCCCACCCGAAUUAAUCGAACGAAUCUCCCGUUUACUCAUCCUCGGAAGGUACGAUGCCUUACACGACCUCUCCCUCGAUUUCUCAGACCAACUCCUCAACUCCCUCCUCCGCAACUCACGCCUCCACCCCGAAGCAUGUCUCAAAAUCUUCAAUUUAGCUUCGAAACAGCAGAAGUUCCGACCCGAUUACAAGUCUUAUUGCAAAAUGGUUCACAUCUUGUCCAGAGCUAGAUUUUACGACCAGACAAGAGCUUAUUUAAAUGAACUCGUUGCUCUUGAUCAUUCCUGUUUCGUUGUCUGGGACGAGCUUGUUCGUGUUUUCAAGAGUUUCCACUUCUCUCCGACAGUCUUUGACAUGGUAAUGAAAGUUUACGCGGAGAAGGGUUUGGUGAAGGACGCUUUACAUGUGUUUGAUAACAUGGGGAGCGUUGGGAGAGUACCGAGUUUGUUGUCUUGUAAUAGCUUGUUGAGUUGUUUGGUUAAGAAAGGUGAAUACUUUACGGCGUUACAUGUUUUUGAUCAGAUGGUGAGUCUAGGUAUUUCUCCGGAUGUGUUUACUUGCAGUAUCGUUGUUAAUGCUUAUUGUAGAAAUAGAGAAGUGGAGAAAGCGUUGGAGUUUGUUAAAGAGAUGGAAAGUUUGUUUGGUUUGGAGAUGAAUGUGGUUACUUAUAAUAGUUUGAUAAACGGUUAUGCUAUGAUUGGAGAUUUGGAAGGAGUGAGGAGAGUGUUGGGGGUGAUGUCUGAGAGAGGUGUUUCUAGGAAUAUUGUUACGUAUACUUCGUUGAUUAAGUGUUAUUGUAAAAAGGGUUUGAUGGAUGAAGCGGAGAAGGUUUUUGAGUCUGUGAAGGAAGCGGAUCAGCAUGUGUACGGUGUGUUGAUAGAUGGAUACUGUCGCAGUGGUAAAGUUAGUGAUGCUGUUAGGGUUUAUGAUGAUAUGUUGAGGAAGGGAGUGAGAACUAAUGCGACCAUUUGUAACUCCUUGAUCAAUGGUUAUUGCAAAUCUGGUCAGUUAAUUGAAGCGGAACGAAUCUUUAUGCGGAUGAAAGAUCCGGAUCAUUAUACUUAUAACACACUUGUGGACGGGUACUGCAGGGCAGGUCACGUCAACGAGGCUUUAAAGCUCUGUGAUCAAAUGGGCGAGAAAGAAGUUGUUCCAACAGUUAUGACUUACAAUACUCUUCUAAAAGGUUUUAGCCGUAUUGGUGCUUAUCAUGAAGUUGUGAGCCUUUGGAAGAAGAUGAUAAAAAGAGGUGUAAGCCCCAGUGAGGUUAGCUGUAGCAUUCUACUUGAAGCGUUUUUUAAGCUUGGCGAUUUUGAUGAAGCCAUGAAGCUGUGGGAGAACGUCUUAGCAAGAGGUCUUUUGACAGAUACGGUAACUUUGAACGUAAUGAUCAGUGGGCUGUGUAAAAUGGAGAAGGUUAAUGAAGCCAAAGAGAUUCUAGAUAGUGUGAGAUGUAAGCCAGAUGUGCAAACAUAUCAAGUUUUGAGCCACGGGUAUUACAAAAUCGGAAACUUUGAUGAAGCUUUUGGGGUUAAAGAUUAUAUGGAGAGGAAAGGACUUGUCCCCACCAUAGAGAUGUAUAACACUCUGAUCUCUGCUGCUUUCAAGUGUGGACAUUUGAAUAAAGUAACGGAUCUUGUAACCGAGCUACGUGCAAGAGGGUUAACUCCUACUGUUGCUACAUAUGGAGCUCUUAUAACUGGCUGGUGUAACAUUGGAGCGAUGGAGAAAGCCUACGCUACGGCUUUCGAGAUGAUAGAGAAAGGGAUUGAUGUGAAUGUGAAUAUCUGCAGCAAGAUUGCAACUAGUUUGUUUCGGCUUGACAAGAUUGAUGAGGCUUGUUUGCUGUUGCAUAAGCUUGUGGAUUUUGAUCUUCUUCUUCCUGGUUACCAGAGCUUCAAAGAGUUUCUUAGUCCUGGUGCUACUACGUGUCUUAAAACACAGAAAAUCGCUGAUUCUCUUGAGAAUAGUAAGAAACUAUUAGUUCCCAACAACAUUGUGUACAAUGUUGCUUUAGCAGGUCUCUGUAAAGCUGGGAAACUCAAGGAAGCUCGAAAACUCUUCUCGGAGUUGAUACUGCGUGAGGGGUUUUCUCCAGACGAAUACACAUACACAAUCUUAAUCCAUGGAUGUGCUGUUGAUGGUGACGUAAAUGAAGCGUUCAAACUGAGAGAUGAGAUGUCUGUAAAAGGUACUACUCCUAACAUUGUUACAUACAAUGCGUUGAUAAAAGGCUUGUGCAAGUCAGGGAAUCUAGAUCGUGCUCAGAGGCUGUUACGUAAGCUUCCACAGAAGGGGAUAACUCCUAAUGCUAUAACUUAUAACACAUUGAUUGAUGGAUUGAUGAAAAGUGGUCGUUUGGAUGACGCCAUGCGUUUAAAAGACAAAAUGAUUGAACAAGGUUUGGUUAGAGGAUCUUAUAAGCAAGAGGAUGGUAAGAAGCUAAACCAGGUUUUGGAAUCAGAGAUUAUUAGAAAGAUGGAAAUGGAUUCAGAUGAGGUUGAGGAUAUUAGGAUUGUUUCCGGAGCAUAAGUAUGAUGUCGAAAAAUGUGAAAAUCUUCCAAGCAUCACUUUGAUGUGAGUGAUGGGAAACAGGGAUGGACGUUAAUACUACUACGUAUCAUUUGGAUUGACGUGGAUAGUAUGGUUUGGAGAUCAUCUGAAAUUAUGAUCCUUCUUCCAGGAUUCUAUUUAACUCUCUUUUCCCUGAUUCUUGACGUUUAAAGAUAUGAGAGCGUCAUAUUCCUGAAGCCUGAAGUGUUAGAGCAACUACAACAAAAGGCGUCAUGGACUACACUUGCUCGAGAAUCUUGAUACAUUUUUUGACUGUGACAAAACUGAAGUUACUUAUGUUUGUCUGGUUUAGAUAAUGGCCAAACGAGAUGUCAGUCACUGGUUUUGAUAAGAUAAGAUGAUCAAUAGAUCAAAACCAGUAAGCUCUCUGUUUCAUACUUGUUCCUUCCGAAAAAACUUGUGGGGUCAUUGUACGAUUGUAAUGUAAUAAAUGUAAUAAGUGUGAUUUGAUGAAUAAUUAAGUUGCUUCAGAC